UCAAACCCAUCGAAGCAAGAUGAAGUGUAUUGUGCUGUGCCUCUCGACCCUGUUAGCGAUCGGGCUGGCCCUUCCGGCACCGCAGUGGCCUCAGGCUUUCGGUGGUGGCGCAUUCGAUGUAUUCCAGAAUGGCCUCUCAAGCGGGUUCAACUUUUCCGGCGCCGGCAACGGAACCGGUCCGUCGCUACCGGACUUUAGCCGUUUCCUACCAACCAAUCUGACGUUCCCUUCGCUGGGCAUUCCGACGUUGGCGAACUUCUCGAACUUCAGCGUUCCAUCGUUCUUUCCCGCUGCCGGGAAUCCCCUGGGAGGAGGCAUUCCGUUUUUCGGUUAGAAAAUCAACAGUUGCACCAAUGUUGGCUGCAACGAUGAGUAAAGGAAGAAGCUAAUAAACACAACCCGUUAGAUCGGAAUCAAAAUCGUUUUACUUUGAACGUGCACAUCUAAUUUUCGCUACCAAAAACGCUCGAAAGAUGAUAGAUUAUUAAAUUAUGGCUAUAAUCCAAUCAUACGUUUUCCACUCGGAACCC
Messenger RNA from Anopheles coustani, 530 nucleotides. RefSeq lists its product as uncharacterized. Lineage: Eukaryota; Metazoa; Arthropoda; Insecta; Diptera; Culicidae. The transcript has a single exon. The record is from RefSeq and is a predicted model, not a curated record. The coding region runs from base 20 to 334 and encodes 104 amino acids.